Messenger RNA from Parathielavia appendiculata, 974 nucleotides. RefSeq lists its product as uncharacterized. Lineage: Eukaryota; Fungi; Ascomycota; Sordariomycetes; Sordariales; Chaetomiaceae. Bases 189 to 749 code for a protein of 186 amino acids. The transcript has a single exon. The record is from RefSeq and is a predicted model, not a curated record.
CUGCAGUUGUCUUAGACUCUCAGCACUGUAAAAGUCGUUAUCAAUACGGGUUGCUUUUAGCACAUGUCCGUUUCGCUGGAAUGCCUUCCAUGGUAAGGUAGAAAGGCAAGUGGAUGGCAGGAGAGCCUGUCUCGCCUGUCAAGCGUUGAAACUGAGGUUUGGCCGCCGGGGCACCCCGUGCGGGGAUUAUGAGCUCGGGAGCUGUGAAACUGGACGCCGGAGGCGCGCGGGCCGUUUGGCUGCGACAAAUAUUUGCCAUUGAGCGGCACAGCCGCCUCCGGACAGCUCAGGAUACAGUCAACCAGUUGGAGGAACUAUUGACAUUACUGAGUUCAUCUUGGAGAGUAUACCGUGGAUCUUGCUUCCUUUUUUUUCUUCUUUUUCUUUGGCAUCGGACGUCCCACCAAGCUUCCACAGAUCCGGACCGGAACCCGGCCGCACAUGGAUUCGAGGUCGCAAUCAUUCCUGCGCGCCUUCCGUGUCUGCGUUCAGCAGUCCCGGUUCCUGCUCCAAGAAAUGCAAUCGUAGUCGGGCGAAAAGCACCCCCAGAUUCGUGGGCGCAAACAAGGCGGAGAUUUUUUUGUACCGCGAAUCUUUUAAAAAACGGGCGCGAGAUCGGUCGGACGCGCCGUGGAGCUUGGCACUUGCGUCGGAUCCGCAUUCAGCCCGGACGGAGCCAACGCCAAAGCGCCGUGCUGGGUGUGGCGGUAGGCAGUUUGGCGACGGCACACACGCCCAGUGCGCCUUAAACAUGGCCGCAUCUGCAGCCGUCAUCAGUUGUCACAAGCACGGGAGACUGCUGGCUCGCUCCCGCUCCCGCCGAUGCCUGCAAAUCAGAAGCAAACGAAACGGUCGGCCGGCCGGGUGCUACCGGCUUUCUCGUCGGUCCGUCAUUGUAGUGCCAAUCGCUUGGGGAAAGAGGCAAGAGCACAGGGCGAGGUAAGAAAACCGGAAAUGCCGAGGAACACUGCUUU